UUCCGUGAUAACUUCAUUAUCGAUGUUUAUUCUACAUUGGUUACCGGAAACCGCCCAACGCCACCCGCUAACUUUCACUUUCACUCGCCAAUAUUUAAAGGUCCAACGCCAGAAACAGAAACAUGAUCUUGUCAACAUUCACCAGCUGAGAAUGAACACUUACCUAAUUAUCUUAUGCAUUCUGUCUGAAGUCUCUGUCAACGUCGUAGCUAGAGGAGACACCAGGGUUGACUUCAAUGCCGACGCAUCAUAUACCUGCACCCAUGCGGACUCGACAGGUGUGCUGCAAGUCACCUGGCAGAGGCUGUUCAAAGACGACUCGGUGGAGAAUCUGGCCACCUACAGCAAGCGGUUUGGAGCUCAAAUCAUAGACCCGCACCGAGGCAAGGUGGUUUUCACGGAGGCAUCUCUCAACUCUACGUCUAUUACGGUGAAGAAUGUAACAUGGGCGGACGAAGCCUGCUAUAUUUGCUCCUUCAAUGUUUACCCGAGUGGUUCAAUACGCAAGCAGACUUGUCUUACCGUUCAAGGUGUAUCUGAAGUGAGAGCCACAAUGCAAAAAGUCCCCAGCACUGAAUCUAAAGCAGACAUGGAAGUUGUGGUCAGCUGCUCUGCCACGGGUAAACCAGCACCUUGGAUCCAAUGGAACAUUUCUGCAGCAGUACCCAUAAAGACACCUAACAACUGGACUGUCAUUAACAAAGACCAAACUGUCACAGCCAUUAGCAACAUCACCCUCCAACUGUUGCCAGGCUCAGGUGGAUACGUGGACUGUAUCGUAAACAAUGGGAUGAGGACACAGAGACACGAGCGGGUCCCGCUUCCUAUUCUCCCUGGAGAGAGUGGAGAGAGGGAGGUUGAAGAGGAUGACAGGAGGACUUCCCCGUGGGCGGUUGGCAUUCCAGUGUUCCUAAUCGUUUCCAUUUUAGUCAUCUGCGGCAGUGUCAUGCUUCAAAAGAAAAAAGGUUACAGGCAAGCAGCAACCACAGCAGACAAGCAGGACGCUUUUGGGGAAAGUGUGUAAAUGUUCAUCUGUGUUGAUUGCUAUACUUAUGUACUUUAGCUGACAGAGGUUUUUAUUGAGCAUCGGAGCGCUGUUGAUAUUUAGAGUCCAGUUGCAGAAGAGCCCUGUUCCUCAAGAGAUGAGAUCCUCUAAAAUGUCUCAACUAGACUACUAAUCCAUCUUUAGAAUAUUACAGUAUAUUCUAAUUGUAUGACAAAGGUCAUAUUAAAUGCAUGGUGACUAGCAAGAUACAGUACUACUAUUCAUGAAUGAGGAUGAGAGUGUCUGGGAGUCUUGGGAGGAUGAACAGUGUGCAGGCCUUCCUGUUCUUUAUUAGUGUUCUUUAUUAGCCCAGUUCCUACGUUUAGAAGGAUGUAGUUAUGACAAACAUUUCUAAUGAGACAGUCAGACAGGUAGAUGCACUGUGUACUAGAUAUAUUGAACCUUUUUGAGUUGUCAGAGUCAUAUUUCUUCCCCAGUCAUAUGUAAGAUGAUUUACACCUGCACCAUACAUUACAUAAUGGCGCUAAUAUUGUUUUUUUAUUUUGAAAUUGCACUUUAGUUUUGAGAAAUGAGGUUUGUCAGUGAGGAAAUAGAUUAUAUUAUAUUAGAACACAGCACCACCUACAGUUAACUUUAUGACACACCAGGAAGAAGACAGGGGAGAAUGUCCUUCUAUUUCAUUUAACAUGAAUCCGUUUAAAUAUGAUAGCACUUGUGUUAAUGUCAGGUUUAUGCUGUUAUUAUUACAUACUGUACCUAUAGUAAUACAGAUACAUGGAUGUUUUACCUCCUUUAUAUCAAUACAAUGUAUGAAUGUAUUUGAGCCCUGAAAAUAUAAUGAUGAUGAUGAUAAUGUUUUGCACUUUGAUUGUUUGAUAUACUGUACCUUGUUAACUAGAUUUAAGUGUAUCACGUUUUAGUUCCUGUUUGUAUUUAUUUUAAUCAUGGAUGUUGCUUGUUGUGUUUGACCCCACUUGAUUUUACACUGUUUAUAAAUCAGGCUAUUAUUCUCACUUGAGAUGUACAAUGUUUUAUAUUGUUUAAGAUUCAAAAGCAUUCUUUAAAUAUAUUGUGUUCUCCCCGUUUGAUAUAAAACUAUACGCUGUAUUUAAAAAAUCA
Messenger RNA from Salmo salar (Atlantic salmon), 2125 nucleotides. RefSeq names its product OX-2 membrane glycoprotein. Gene Ontology annotation, biological process: negative regulation of neuroinflammatory response; heterotypic cell-cell adhesion. Gene Ontology annotation, molecular function: cell-cell adhesion mediator activity. The record is from RefSeq and is a predicted model, not a curated record. Gene Ontology annotation, cellular component: neuronal cell body; cell surface; axon. NCBI's taxonomy places the organism in Eukaryota, Metazoa, Chordata, Actinopteri, Salmoniformes, Salmonidae.